Polyodon spathula (Mississippi paddlefish) is the source of this 1875-nucleotide messenger RNA. RefSeq names its product major facilitator superfamily domain containing 8 (gene mfsd8). The coding region runs from base 221 to 1735 and encodes 504 amino acids. The transcript has 12 exons. NCBI's taxonomy places the organism in Eukaryota, Metazoa, Chordata, Actinopteri, Acipenseriformes, Polyodontidae. Gene Ontology annotation, molecular function: transmembrane transporter activity. Gene Ontology annotation, biological process: transmembrane transport. Gene Ontology annotation, cellular component: lysosomal membrane. The record is from RefSeq and is a predicted model, not a curated record.
AAAAAUGUCGGAAAGUUGGUUUGCACGAAUUUAAUGAUUUGUCAGCACCGCCUGUCCUUGGACUUCACCCAUGUUUUGGCGUUGAAGUAGGUUGUAAAUACAGGUUCCAUGCAAAAACUGAUGACUUGUUAGAUUUAACGUGUUUAACGCCUGUCGCAGAUCUCUAAAACAGUUGUUGACGUUUCCAUUGGUUUAAUGUGAUUGAAAAGCACUAACUAAAAUGUCUCAACACUGGGAGCCUGAUGAAAACACUGCACUGCUAAGAAAUGAAAAUGGUAAAGCAUUUAAGGAAACCCAAGAACAGUACAAGAGCCGAUGGAGGUCUGUCCGAGUCAUGUAUCUCACAAUGUUUCUCAGCAGUAUGGGUUUUUCUAUUGUCAUAACAUCAAUAUGGCCGUAUCUUGAAAAGAUUGAUUUGACUGCUGACGCCAGUUUUUUGGGCUGGGUUGUUGCAGCGUACAGUGUUGGACAGAUGGUGGCUUCACCUAUCCUUGGUUUAUGGUCUAAUUAUAGACCAAGAAGGGAGCCUCUUAUAGCCUCCAUAUUCAUCAAUGUGGCAGCUAACAUCUUCUACGCAUACGUGCAUCUCCCGCCCUCCCACAACAAAUACUACAUGCUGGCAGCUCGCACCUGUGUGGGCAUAGGUGCAGGAAACGUAGCAGUUGUGAGAUCCUACGUUGCUGGUGCAACAACACUUAAUGAGCGGAACAGUGCUAUGGCGAACAUGAGCGCCAGUCAGGCUCUAGGAUUUAUACUGGGUCCAGUUUUACAGGCAUGCAUGUCUUUUAUUGGUGAGAGAGGUGUCACCUGGGAGCUCAUUGACCUGCAGCUCAACAUGUACACAGCUCCAGCUCUGCUGGGAUCGCUGUUCGGAGUUAGCAAUAUUGUGCUUGUCAUUGCUGUCUUAAGGGAACACUGUGUGGAUGAUCUUGGAAGAAGUUUCAACGUCAAUAGUAUUUCGGAAGAACGAGUUGAAGUGACUGGAGACGCGGAGGAGCAUAUCGAUCAGGUGGCCGUAGUGACGUCAAACCUCCUGUUCUUUGUCAUCCUUUUCAUAUUUGCAGUCUUUGAAACGAUCUCCACUCCUCUGUCAAUGGACAUGUAUUCUUGGACAAGGACACAGGCAGUUUAUUACAAUGGCAUUAUUUUGGCAGCAAUUGGGUUUGAAUCCAUCCUAGUAUUUAUGGCAGUAAAAAGCAUAUCUAAAAUAACUGGAGAUCGACUGGUGCUUCUUGGAGGACUAGUGAUUAUUUUGUGUGGAUUUUUAAUUUUGCUUCCAUGGGGGAACCAGUUUCCAAAGAUCCAGUGGGCAGGUUUUCAGAACGCUACCACAAAUGGGACAAACGACCUGUCUGAACCAACGGGCUGCCCUGCCCAACAGACCUGGUGCCAGUAUAUCCCUGUUAUCCACCUUUCCCAGUACAUCAUGUCUAACAUCCUGAUAGGUGUGGGAUAUCCAGCUUGUAAUGUCAUGUCCUACACGCUGUACUCCAAGAUUCUGGGAUCAAAACCUCAGGGUGUCUACAUGGGCUGGCUAACGGCCUCGGGAAGUGGGGCUCGGACUCUGGGGCCGGUGUUCGUCAGCCAGGUGUAUACCAGCCUGGGGCCUCGGUGGGCAUUCGGUACCAUCUGUGGACUGGUAGUAGCAGCUGUAGUUCUCUUGGCAGUGAUGUAUAACAGACUUAUUGCCUUUUCUGUGAGGUAUGGGAGAUUACAGCAGCAAGUAGCUUCUUAACAUUUUUCCAGCUUAUGAACUUACUGGACCUAAUGGUUUUCAUUCAUUCUACGCACAAAGACACAAGGAGUAUCUUUUUUUUUUAUAUAUUGGUACUAAGAGACUGUAGGGUCGCAAAAUGAAGUGCAGCGAUGAUCAGA